GUUUAGUUUAGUGCGUUUCUGUGGAUUACUUGCGUUCAGCCUGAUGUACGAUCGAAUAAUUACAUUUAUAAUGGGAUAUUAUCGUAAUAAUUUAUACAAUUUAUACUUAAACUUUCAGUCGGGCCGCUUGUGAAAGUGCCGUGUUCGUCCUUACCAACGCUGAGUGGUCCAGAUGUCUGUACGUAAAUGUGAUUUCCUCGCGAGGCUCAGACGGACACAGUGCACCGGUUUGAGGGCAGUUUUCUUUUUAAACUACCGGACAUUUGAUGCGGUGUUACUCUGUCAUUAACCUCAAGAGCAUGAAAACAUUAAGAUUUGGCCUAACUCUUGUUCGACAUGGGGAAACCCAGUACAACAAAGAAGGCCUCCUACAAGGCCAGGCUAUAGAUUCACCUCUGUCUGAGACUGGGCUACAGCAGGCCGAGGCUGCAGGCCAGUACCUGAAAGAUGUCAAGUUCAGCAACGUGUUUGUCAGUGAUAUGCUGCGGGCCCGACAGACUGCUGAAACAAUAAUGAAACACAACAGCAGUUGUUCUGGUCUACAAAUGGCAUGUGACCCUUUACUUAAAGAGAUAAGCUUCGGAAUAGCAGAGGGUGGACGAGUGCAGGAUGUGAAGGACAUGGCCAAGGCAGCCGGUCAGUCAUUUCCGGGCUUCACACCUCCAAAGGGGGAGACUCAGGAGCAGGUGAAGGAACGGGUCAAAGAGUUUAUGGAGAAAAUGCUCCAGCGAAUUGGAGACGAACACUGGAAUCACAGAGGGGAGGAUGAAACCUCCUCAUCUGCUCCACCAGAAACAUCUCCUGUGGAGGGGAAGCCAGAUGAUGGGGUCAGGGGUGUCCCAGUCCAUGCUUUGGUUGUCACCCACGGAGCGUACAUGUGUGUGGUAGUGCGCUACUUUGUGGAGGAGUUGCAUUGUUCUUUGCCCCAGGGUUCAGACAAAGCACAUAUGUUCGCUUUAAGUCCUAACACAGGACUCUGUCGGUUUAUACUAACUCUGAGAAAAGAGGACGACAGGUUCAAAUUGUCAGGGAUCAGCUGUGUGUUCGUCCACAGGGGCGACCAUGUUAAACAGUAGGAGCAGAGAGGGCUAGAUGACAGGAUGGAAGACAGAGGUUUGAAGGAAAAACUACUGAGACUUAAUACUGAAAGUUUACAAUUCAGAUGAUUAUUUUAAAAUGUUGCUUAUUUAUUUUUUUCAUUUGGAGCUUAGUCACCUCACAAUACAGUUCAUUCAAUUAAUGGGCAAGUUGUUUAUUAUUCGUAUGUUUUCACAGUGGAAUUAUCAAGAUAAACAUAAUGCGUUUUCAUCAUUUUAUACAGUGGCCUACAGUGUUGUAUAUUCAGGAUUUUAAUGCAAUUUCAUGGUUUUAGCACCUUGAUUUCACCUCAGAUAGUUUGUGUUGCAGAACAAUGUCAUCAUCACUUUGUUACUGUCUAGUUGUUCAUUACUGUAAAAGUGGGCAGUUUUGUGCUCUAAUGAGUCUGAGUUUCUAUAUAUACUCUCCAGGAGAUGAUAGAUUUUAUGGAGGAACACAGACCACAACUGCAACAGUGUUGACUUUUUGGAAAUCAGUGACUUUUUCAUUGUUGUGAAUUAACACUUCGCUCAACAAGGACAAACACAAGCCAAGACCUCAUGUGUUGUACUUUAGCAUGUGUGCACUGUUUCUGCACUGCAUUUUGUCACUCCACUCUCACUGUAAAACUAAAUUAUUUAUAGAGGUAUUUCAUACUGUGAAAUCUAGGGAUUGUACAGUAUGUGACUACUGAAAUGGAUUGUAUGGAAAAAAGUAUUUUACAGAUUCAGUGGCUUGUUGUCACUGGGUUUUUGUAAAUGAAAACACUGUAAUGUAAGAAUGCUGUCCACUUCUUGAAUAAGAAAUUGUAGCUGUUGCAUGUUUCUGUGUCAUAGUGUUAAUUUUGGAGACCUGAUAGGUGUCCUGAUAAAACUCCUUAAAUACACACAU
Molecule: messenger RNA, 1968 nt
Organism: Seriola dumerili (greater amberjack)
Lineage: Eukaryota; Metazoa; Chordata; Actinopteri; Carangiformes; Carangidae
Gene: tigara
Product: probable fructose-2,6-bisphosphatase TIGAR A
Exons: 6
Coding region: 267-1076 (269 amino acids)
Biological process (GO): negative regulation of glycolytic process; negative regulation of programmed cell death; regulation of pentose-phosphate shunt
Cellular component (GO): cytosol
Molecular function (GO): fructose-2,6-bisphosphate 2-phosphatase activity
Source: RefSeq, a predicted model, not a curated record